Messenger RNA from Diaporthe batatas, 8283 nucleotides. RefSeq lists its product as uncharacterized. Gene Ontology annotation, molecular function: methyltransferase activity; ATP binding; ATP-dependent chromatin remodeler activity. The coding region runs from base 118 to 8007 and encodes 2629 amino acids. The record is from RefSeq and is a predicted model, not a curated record. Lineage: Eukaryota; Fungi; Ascomycota; Sordariomycetes; Diaporthales; Diaporthaceae. The transcript has 5 exons.
CUACUCUACACUCUUGUCUGCAUCCGGGCUGCUCCCUGAGGACCUGGGCUGCUGUGCUGACUGUCAGCUGCUUGUCCCGGCAGCCCGGCAUUCCCCCAACUCCUCCAGCUGGUCACGAUGGCUCCCAUUCAAUCCAAACCAGAGCUACCCGUGUCGCAUGCUGGCGUUACGCCUCAGACACUUGGCUCAGCUACUACUUCUGCUGCCGACGAGAAGACUGAUGAGACGCAACAACCAUCGCUGAGCUCCACGCGAGAAGUGACCAGCUCUCCUUCCUUGUUAAUUCCACGAGGCUCACGACCCUCACUUCAGCUCGGUCAUGUUGGCCUUAAGAUUGGCUCAUCGGGUCGUCCGAAACACAAGAAACAGCCCUCACAAUUGCAUCUCGACGCGAACCAUGGCGUUGGUGUUGCCACGAGACCGAUGAGUCCUCCAGGGAGGAGCUCGGGUGCUCCAUCAACGAUCGCACCCAUGGCUCGCAGCACGGGCGGAACCUCCGUCAACGAUGCUAAGAUUCUUCUCUCGCCCGGCCUAGCGGGGCAGAAGACAAACAGUAAGCGCAAGGCAGCUGACACGGCUUCAGGGCCUAACAAGAAACCUCGACUGAGCGAUUCUCGUCCUGACCCCCCUGGCGGUGACGACUCACCAGAGCCCUCAGAGGCGUCCGUGGAAUCGGAUGAGGCCCCUUCCAAGCGGCCUCUGUGCGAUCUCCGUGAGAUAAUCGAGGCUAUGAUGAGAAUUGCGAGAUCAAUUGGCCUGUCACACUUCCUGGGCAACGGUCGUCCGUACUACAUUCGUGUCGGGACGGUAUGCUCGGGCACAGAUGCGCCUAUCCAUGUCAUGGAAAUGUUUUCCAUGUUUAGGGAUGAGGAAGGAAACCACGUCUUUCAAGUCAGCAACGAAUUCGCGUGUGAAAUUGAGUGGUGGAAGCAAAGCUUCCUAAAGCGCAACAGCAAGCCCAAGCGAUUGUUUAGGGACGCGAGAGACUUUUCUCAGGGAGACUCAGAGAAGGCUCGCCUGGUUACAGGCGCGGAGGCAGCCAUCCCGGCUGUCGAUUUCUUCAUCGCUGGAACGUCCUGUGUAGAUUUCUCGUCGCUAAAUACCAACAAGACCAGGGAGUUUGCUGGACUCAAGAAAGCGCAGGAGAAAUGGGCGGAGUUGAAGAGAAUUCAUGGGGACAAGCUCUCCUAUGAACACCUCUCGCCUGACGAUUGGCGCUCUGCAAUUGACUCCAUGAACGCGGAAAACGAGAGGAAGAACCAGUCUGAGCAGACGUUCGCCGGCGCGAUCAAUUACAUCAAAUGCCGGCAGCCCAAAGUCGUCGUCUGUGAGAAUGUCGACAGCGCCCCCUGGCAGAAGCUUGUCGACAACGGGAUUUUCCAACUCAUGGGCUACUCAGCUACCGUGCUGAGACUCGAUACUAAGCAAUUUUACAUGCCGCAGACACGAGUUCGGAAGUACUUGAUCCUUUUCAGCCACAGGGCCUUCACGUUGGCCGGCGCGCAGGCACUGAGUAACAUGUUCCGGGGGAUCCUGCCCCAACUCGAGCAUACUCAUUCAAACUCGGUGCUCGACUUCCUGUUUCCAAUCAACAGCCACGAAUUACAAAAGGCCCGGAACGAGGUUGAGUCUGACGCCCAGGGAUCGCGCGAGCGGGAGACAGACUGGUCUAUCUCAAAGGACAGACACGCGGCUUACCGGAGGAAGCACAUUCUUCCACGCAUUCAUCUUUGGAUGCAGUGGGACCUGAGUGGCCACGCAAACACCCCGGUCACCAUGUGGAAGCCUUGGGCAAGCCGUAUGCCCCUUCGUAUUCUCGAUGUUAUGGAAUGCUUCUACCUCCACGGCCUGUACGGGAGAAGCAUUCGCCGUGGACCGUACGACAUAAGGUACAAGGCCCAGGUCAUCGACAACAGUCAGAACGUCGACAGGAUUGCCUUCGAGAUCAAGUUCGGUCGGACUGGCUGCCUGACCCCCAACGCCAUUCCUGUCAUCACGCUCGAGGCACGGCCAAUUAUUGGGGCAGAGUCCCUGAGGCUUCAGGGCCUACCGGUCGAGAAUUUCGACAUGAGCGUGGAGACGCAGGCGCAGCUCCAAGAUCUCGCCGGCAAUGCAAUGACAACGACCGUUGUCGGCGGAGUGAUCCUCGCCGCACUCACCGCGAUCGCGCGUGUUGCAGACAAAGAAGGCUACGAUUGGUUGGAGCACAUAUUUCACCCCGGCGACUUCAAGCCACUGGCCGAGAUUUUGAACUCUUUCCACCACGAUGCGGCAAACGUCGACCACGGACCGCAAAUCCCUCUACUUUUGAAGCUGUAUGCACACAGCGUCCCCAUGAACACCGAUUCAUACCCUCAAACUGCUGUCCAAGACAUUUUGGAUCUGGCCAAGCGUGUCCGUCGGCGUUGUCCGUGUCACCACAUUCUGUCCUACAGCAGCGUGGAGCUUUACGUCUGCACCGUGUGCGGCGUAAGCCAUUGCAAGAGCUGCAAGGGUAACCCCGAACACGUUCUUGCCAGGUCUAAGCAGACAUUGGAAGACAUCAACUUCGUUCCAUAUGCGCAGGCUGAGUACGAGUUCCGGAAAUGCUUUCCAGCAAUUCUGUGGAUGCAAUCUCCGACGGCCACCCUGGUAGAGAAGCUGGACAACGCGCUUCGCUCUUCGACAUGCGACAGUUCCCAGCGACACGAGUUGGCCAAGGCCAUGAUCGACGGUCUGUGCAACAGCAUAUAUCAGCUUCAGUUCGUCGAGAUCACCGACGUUGUUCGGCUCGAAUACGUCGGGGGGGCAAACUUCAGACUCAGAGUGCUCGUUGAGGAAGAUGAGGUGACCUGGUCCCUGCACCUCGAUCAAUACUGCAGCACGUCCGACCUCCUCGUUAGUGUUCUUCCGAAGGGUGAACCGAUCGCUCGGGCAAUUCUUGGGCGAGAAGAGACGAAUCUAUUCCCAGAUUCCCAAGUAUGGGAAUUUUGGAUUCCCGGUCACGUGUCUUUCCCGUUAGAGUUCGAGCUGCAAGAGGAACAGGCGUUGUCGCUAGCCAAGAUUGGUGACUUGGACAACGUGCCGGAGGAUACCAAGCAGGAAAUUAGAGGCUUGGAAGGAAGCCUCUGGGAGUUCCACCCGGAGUGUGGAUUCCCGGAGUACGCCUUGUGGGUUCACCAAGCUGAUCAGAGAAAGUACUUUCUGUUCAAAGAUGUCGAUCCUAUCGGGGCGGCAGACCAAGAUGCCUUUGUGAUCACAACUGUCAGCCGAGAGAUGGGUCGCAGGGCCCCGAUGGAGACCCGUCCGGUGCUGCUGCGAAUAUCCAAAGAGGACCAGAUCCACCGACACAUCAAAGAUGUGCUCCUGGACCACGAGCCCUUCCUUGUCGAUCCAGGUCACAAGAUUCCCGUCCUAGGCUCCGUCGGAGGCCGGUGGGCACAGUUUGGCAAUUUCGCGAUCAAUUUCACAAGCUUCCCGAAUAUGGAAUACGAUGAUGUGGAGACCAUCGCGAAGGCAGCCCCUACCUGCAUUCGCCAAACGGGAGGGCAGUCCCACGCAAAGCGUUACGAAGCCUCGUGCGACCAGUUCCAGAGCUUGCUCACGACAUCCCUGCCUAUACUCGGGAAUGAUGAACAGGUCAUCAAGAUCGAGGAGACAUUGAAGACUCUUGACCUUACCAAGCCUUUGGACGUCGCGGAGUUGACCAAACUGAUCGGCCCUCUCUAUUCCGCUGUCGAAAUGGGACUUGUCGGCGUUGGCAAGAGAGUGGUGCUCAUUCAAGAGAAUGUUGAAUUGAGCUCAGACUGUCACUCAUGUGCUCCUAGGAUUCCCGAGGUAUUCUACGUCGUCAAGACAUCAGACAAUGCCGGGGCCUCCAAAGUCAAGGGACCUGUAGUUGCUCGGCACAGGGCGGUGGACCAGCAGAACUACGAGCUGAACCUGCAGUCAAAGCCACGCCUCCUGCACAUUGAUCACAACGUAACGUCGCAAUCGCCCUUCGACCAUUUGAAAUUGAAGCGAGACAAUUUUCGCUAUGUCGAUGUCUGUUUCCUUGCUCACGGGCACGCGCUCCUUCACCAAGCUCGAGCCCACUUGCCCCAACACCCGUCGCACUUUGAGGAUACAACCUGCACCACGGGGACUUUUGCGAUGGAGGUCGCCGUCAUUGAGAAUCCUAGGACAGUCCUGAGCACGCCAAUAAUUUCUGCUCCUAGUCCAGUCCGCCUGGAAGACUCAACGCUUCCCUUGGGCUUCCAAGGCGGGCUCCAGCUAUUCAAGGAGCAGUCGGACUCUCUGCAAUGGAUGCUGUCUCGGGAGCCCGUGCAUGAACCAGAACCUUUCAUGGAGAUUGAGACCGCAGAGGUUCACCUUGAACAGCUGAGGAUGCGGGUCCACGCCGAUGCAAAGAGACCCGUUUACCGCCGCGGUAGAGUCGUGGCGGACGACGUGGGAUUCGGAAAGACCGCAGUUUGUCUCGGUCUCAUUGACGUUCAGCGUGGCACAGACAGGAAAGAGUUCAUGGAUAUGCGAAAGCAGAACCAGCAUCUCCAUGGCUUGGUCCAUCUCCAGGCAACUUUGAUCAUCGUCCCGAACCAGCUCACCUAUCAAUGGCAGAGCGAGGCGAAGCGCUUCCUGGGCACAAAGCGAUACAACAUCGUUGUUAUUACAACCUUUGCCGAAUUGCAAAAGCUCAGCAUUGCUAUGUUGAAGAAGGCAGACAUUGUCAUUUGCAGCAACAAGGUCUUCCUGGACAACAAAUACCAUUCGGAGAUGUCCGCAUACUGCAGCCCCAACGACGUUGACAAGAUUCAGACCAUGCAGAAGGUCUACCGAGCUUGGUACAAGCAGUUCCAGAGGACUCUUGAAAAGGUCCGAGAUGAAGUUGUCAAGAUUUUGGAGCUAGGCAAAGUCGUCAAGGCGGAAAUGGCCGACCUUACGGACAAACUAGAUCAGAUCAGAGCUGACCUUGCAAAGCUCGACGACGAUGAGCAACUGGCUUUCGCUCCCGCAUAUCAUAACAAGAUGAGGCAGUAUCGCGGGGGGAAAACAAGCGCUUGGCGCCCACAAAUUCUCCUCGAGAUCUUCAGCUGGUCACGGGUGAUCUGGGACGAAUUCCCGUACGAGAAUAUCCCAGUUACGGAGUUUGUGGCCAACUGUGCCACGACCUCCAAGUGGAUGCUUUCCGGGACUCCUCCGCUGAACACACUUGGCGAUGCCUGCAAGGCCGCGUACUUAUUCAACGUGCACAUAGCGAGGCCCUUGCAGUUGAUCAAGGGACGGCAGCCUCCAAUAUGCGAGAACGAGCCGCUUGCACCUCAUUCCGAUCUCGAAUCGACCGGCCUGUUCCAGAGCCGUCCGUCUUUGAAGGCAUUGAAAGAGCGACACCAGCAACUCUUGUCGUUUGUCUCGUGUUUCAUGCGAAAGAACCACCGCGAAACAGAUGUCGCCAAGAUCGAGCUGCCGGUUGUGUUGACCAUGUCGCCGAUUGCCCGGCUGGCCUACGCGGAACUGCAGAUUGAACUGCAAAGCCGGCAGUAUAAUGCCAACAACGUCGGCACCGAAUGUCGUCGUCGCUUGAUGAGCCGCAUUGACUGGAAAGGAAAGGAGAGCGGCCGCGACCGCUCCGUUGAGGCUCUCACGAUCCGUGCUUCUGCGUCGGUUGAUGACGUGCUGGAGCAGUCCGGCCUGGUUGGUCUACCCGAUAUCGAAGCUGCCCGGGGGCUCCUUUCAAACACCGACGAGGAGAUACAUGGUAUUGAAGACCGCGGCCGGGAACUGCUUGGCAAAGCCAUCUUCCUGGCGUACAGGCUAACCUUCAUCACGCUGUCCAAUGCCAAGGACGAGCUCGACGGACAGGACGAGCGGCAUCUGGACUACUACCAGAGCCUGGUAGAGAUUGUGGAGUCGGUGCUCAACAUGGACAUGAGUGUCUUCCAGAGCUGGGAUGCUUUCAGCUCUGCCAUGCGCAUUUUGAUCUGGCCAGAGCCAAUGCGACAGGCACUCGGCGACUUCAAGACGGAACCCAACGAACUGCGGAGCGUACUUCGCUUGACAUUCGAGCACAUGCGAAUUUGCGAGACUCCGACGAUCCAGCCCAGGGCGGUGGUGCAGUCGCGGAAAACGCCAGUCCGGGAACUUUACGAGAAGAACCACAAAUACUUUGAUAUAUUCAGGGACUGGAUCACGAAGACACCACUCCACACACGGAGGUGGUUCUUGAUCGACCAUGUCGACCAAUUUCAUCCCGCGGAAGAGGAACUCCUUCAUCUGGAAUGGUCCCAGAAAUUGACAUGGGAUCGGGGACACGAUGACUCGGAGCGAGGCCACUCGGGCUUCGUACUCCCGCACAAGCUCGAGGAACCCCCAAGCCGUGAUCCAAACCCUGACCAGUUCGACCUUGCGCAUUUGAAGUCACUUGACAUCGCUCGCCGGCAAAAGCUUUCUUCCGACGUGGAAAGCGAGAACCCGGUUGUCAAGGAUGCUAUGAAGCUCAUCACAGCUCGCAAGGACUGCAAGGACACCAAGGCCUUCUGGGAGGAAGAAUGCAACCGCCGGGGCCUCAUUGUGAAGGCCAUCGCCAAGAAGGAAGAGAUCAGAGCUCGGGUGGCCAGGGACAUUGCCAAGACGGCAACUGACGAGGACUACAUCUCUCCAGAGUCAUGUGGCGUGACACUUGCCGACUUUCCCCAGGAAGGGAAGAGAAAGUUCAGGGGCAGCUUUAUGGAGGUCAUAUUUGACAGCCUGAUGCAGGUGCUCGGUGACCUGACGGAUGUUCUCGAGCGCAGCGUCGUCGUGCACGCGAGGCGCAACCUCCAGUCACUCGUGGUCGAGGUCCUCGGCGGCACCUGGGCAUGUCACAACGAGCAGUGCGGCAGUGACCUUGACGCGCAUUUCGUCUCGCUAACUUGUGGUCACGUAUUCUGCGGCAAGCCGGAUGAUAAGCAGCCCUGUGGCGUUGGUCUCUGCCAGCGCAGCGUGAACAACGUAUGCAUCCCGCUCUCAGAGCUCAGGAACAGCGAGCGUGUCAUUACCGCCAGUGGCAUCUCUGGGGCCAUCACGAGCGACCCCGUCCGAUACCUCGACGCCGAUCCGGACUACAAGGGAUCCACAAAGGGGCCAAAGGCCCGCGCCAUCAUCAACCUCAUCCGGCGAAUCAGGGAUGCUGACCAGGUCGUGGUCUUUGUGCAGACCGCCACCAUGGAGACCGAGAUCUACCGCGAGCUAGCAGCGGCCAACAUCAAGCACGUCACGGCGGCGAUGCUCGUGAAGAGCGAGGCCGGAAGCCUGGAGGCGUUCAAGGACGGCAAGCACAAGGUCCUCGUGCAGACGGUCAACUCGGAGCAGGCGGCCGGCAGCAACCUGCACAACGCGAACCACGUCAUCUUCGUGUCGCCGCUCGUCAGCCGGCAGCAGGCGGACUGGGACUCGCAGAUGCGGCAGGCGCUGGGCCGGUGCGUGCGGUUCCGGCAGGCCAAGAAGGUGUACGUGUACCACAUGCUGAUGGACGAGACGGCCGAGGUGGACACGCUCGAGUGGCGGAUGAAGAGGGAGGUCGUCAUGGCGGGCGGGCAGGCCGUGGGCCGCUUCAGCGACUGCGCCACCAAGGACUUCCUCGGCCGGUACGAGGGCGACGAGACCGCCGCGCCUGUCCGGAUGGCGCCGGGCGAGGGGCGCGCGCACUCCAUCCUGCCCCGCGACGACGUCCAGUAUCUCAUGGGCGAUGACCAGCUCAGCCUGGCGGCUAUCAAGGCGUUGCGUACCAUUGAUGAGUCCAUCGCUGACAAGGGUGUUGUCGAGGGGGAGAACGACGAGGAGGUUGACCAGGUUAACCCUGAGGCCUACCUCGAGCCUUCUUACAUUGACGAGCAGCGGCGGAAUGCGAUUGCUAGGGCCAGGGCAAGGGCGGCCCGUGGGGAGGCAUCGGCCGGGGAAGCCGAGGAGGAGCUGGUCAUUCCCAUGGACGCCGAGCCGGACCGCGACGACGAGGAGCAAGACGCGCCGAUGGCCGAGGCGGGUGAUGAGUAGGACGGGUGGGACGAGUUUGAGGACAUCUUCUUCGGGGACGAUGCAUAGAUUCUCGGACUUUUUUUGCACAGAGGAAGAAGCCGAGGAUACUUGGGUGAACGAGGAGUUCUGGAAGACUCGAGUGUGCGCGUGUGGAUGUGGACAUAAUAGGCCCGGGGUUGGGCUGGAAUACGAACGGGAACGCAUCAAGCACGCAGACACGCAGACACUCACCCUAGUGCGGCAAGAUUGACUCAGGAUAUGUAGGAAAUGUGUAAUAAACGGUCAUGAAAAAAG